Molecule: messenger RNA, 1834 nt
Organism: Eucalyptus grandis
Lineage: Eukaryota; Viridiplantae; Streptophyta; Magnoliopsida; Myrtales; Myrtaceae
Product: UDP-glycosyltransferase 89A2
Molecular function (GO): UDP-glycosyltransferase activity
Source: RefSeq, a predicted model, not a curated record
UUCAGAAUAAGCAAACGUUCCUCCCCUCGAUUGAUAGUCUUUACCGACUUGCCGCAUCGCCAACCUCAGAAAAAUCACUACCCAAACCCUACCCCUCCCUCUCUCCCGGCCUGUUAAAGCUCCCUCCCAUGCAUCAGAACAUCCAACAGAGAAAUCAAAAAUUAGCAUUCCCUCUCUUUUCUUCUUCUUCAAUCUCCAUGGAGUCUCCACAUCCGCACGUACUGCUAUUCCCCUACCCAGCGCAGGGCCACAUGCUCCCGCUCCAGGACCUCGCCCACCAGCUCUCCCUCCGCGGACUCGCCCUCACCAUACUAGUCACUCCCAAGAACCUCCCCAUCCUCGCCUCUCUCCUGUCCGCCCACCCUUCCAUCCAGACCCUCGUCCUCCCCCUCCCUCCCCACCCCAAACUCCCGGGCGUCGAGAACGUCCGCGACAUCGGCAACGCCGGCAACGUCCACGUCAUCUCCGCCCUCUCCGCCCUCCGCCUCCCCAUCUCCCGGUGGUUCGCCUCCCACCCCAACCCCCCCGUUGCCAUCCUCUCCGACUUCUUACUCGGCUGGACCCUCGACUUGGCCGACGAGCUCGGUCCCCGGAUCGCUUUCUUCUCCUCCGGUGCCUUCUUGACGUCGGUCACCGGCUUCUGCUGGCGGAACAUGGAGAGCGUGAGGGGGGCCAGCGCCGACACUGUGGAGCUCUCCAAUCUGCCCGGAGCACCGUCGUUCCGGAAGGAGCACCUGCCGGGACUGUUCCGCUCCUACCAGGAGUCCGACCCGGAUUGGCAGAUUGUGAAGAGAGGCUUAUUAGGGAAUAUGGCCUCCUGGGCUUGCGUUUUCAAUACGUUCGAUCACUUGGAAGGCCGGUAUUUGGAGCACCUGAGGCAGAAAAUGGGCCAUGGGCGUGUUUACGGGGUUGGCCCACUUAAUCUGAUUGGGCUUGACGAUGUCUGGGGCUCGGGAGUCCCGGGCGCGGAAGCAGGCGGCGACGUGCUGGGCUGGCUCGACGGGUGCCCUGAUGGGUCGGUCCUCUACGUGUGCUUUGGUAGCCAGAAGCUGAUGGCCCAGGAGCAGAUGGACGCCCUGGCGUCCGGGCUCGAGAGGAGUGGGGCCCGGUUCGUGUGGGUCGUCAGGACCACCAUGGCCCAACAGGCAGAGGAAGGAUACAGGGCGGUCCCGGAUGGCUUCGAGGCCCGGGUAGCGGGUAGGGGGAGGGUCGUGACGGGGUGGGCCCCGCAGGUGCAGAUACUUGGCCACCGGGCCGUGGGCGGGUUCCUGAGCCACUGCGGGUGGAACUCAGUCCAGGAGGCGGUGGUGGCGGGGAAGGUGGUGCUGGCAUGGCCAAUGGAGGCGGACCAGUUUGUGAAUGCACGGCUGCUGGUGGAAGACAUGGGCGUGGCGGUGAGGGCGUGCGACGGGGCGGUCACAGUGCCAGACCCGGUCAAGCUGAGCCGGGUGAUUGCACGGACAAUGAGGGAGGACUUGCCGGAGCGGGCGAGGGUGCAGGAGCUGAGGAGGAAGGCGUUUGAUGCGGUGGAGCCCGGUGGUGGGAGCUCUUGGACAGGCCUGGACGAAUUUGUGAAGGCGUUGGGCCAAUUGCCAAAGCAAUGAGUGUAAUCAUACCAUUGGCCUUUCGUUGUGAUGAACGGGAAAGAUGAAAGAUGACCCAAUCAUAGAAUAAAGUAUUCUAGAAUUAGCACUUAGAAUAUUACAAUAGUGUAAGUCCACGUGUCUGGACUUCCGGUGGACCGAUUAGAAUCCAACUUUGCAAUCAAAUUGAAGUCGAUUCAGCCACAUUUAUUUCAGGACUAGUCUCAAAAUUCCAAACUAUAUAAAAGAUC